This is a messenger RNA of Kalmanozyma brasiliensis GHG001, 942 nucleotides long. RefSeq names its product Translation initiation factor IF2/IF5. Gene Ontology annotation, cellular component: eukaryotic translation initiation factor 2 complex. The record is from RefSeq and is a predicted model, not a curated record. Bases 1 to 942 code for a protein of 313 amino acids. The transcript has a single exon. Gene Ontology annotation, biological process: formation of cytoplasmic translation initiation complex; translational initiation; formation of translation preinitiation complex. Gene Ontology annotation, molecular function: mRNA binding; translation initiation factor binding; translation initiation factor activity. NCBI's taxonomy places the organism in Eukaryota, Fungi, Basidiomycota, Ustilaginomycetes, Ustilaginales.
AUGUCGGACGUUGAAAACGCCGCUUCCGCUGCGGCGCCAGCAGAGCAGCAGAACGACUCCGCAGACCUUUUCGGCGGAAUGAAGAAGAAGAAGAAGGACAAGAAGAAGCUCGAUCUCGACCUCGAACUUGACGAGGAUGACAACAAGGAGAACGCCGCUGAUGCUGAUGCAGACCCGUCCAACGAAGCUGCCGCCGAGGACGACGAGCUCAACUUUGGCGAAUUGAAAAAGAAGAAGAAGUCCAAGAAGAAGGUCGCUCUCGACCUCGACGCUUUCGAGAAGGAGAUCGGCGAGGGUGAUGACCAGGCCGACGAUGGAGAGGCCGCCACCAACGAUGCAUACGCCGAAGCAGACGAGGAGGAGCUAGGAGAGAACCCAUUCGCACAGGACGCAACCGACGAUGCCGACGCAGCGCCAAAAGACGAUGGCAUCGAGGCGUGGCAGGGCACAGACCGCGACUACACAUAUCAGGAGCUCCUCGGCCGUGUCUUCAAGACGCUCCGCGCUCAGAACCCCGCCCUCUCCGGCGACAAGAAGAAGUUCACCAUGGUUCCUCCUCAGGUCGCGAGAGACGGCUCCAAGAAGACUGUCUUUGCCAACGUCGUCGACAUCUGCAAGCGUAUGCACCGUCAGCCAGAGCACGUUAUCCAGUUCCUCUUUGCCGAGUUGGGUACCAUCGGUUCUGUCGACGGCUCUCAGCGUCUCGUCAUCCGUGGUCGUUUCCAGCCCAAGCAGAUCGAGAACGUUCUCCGAAGAUACAUCACCGAAUACGUCAUCUGCAAGACCUGCAAGCGUCCGGAGACCAAGCUCUCCAAGGAGAACCGUAUCUACUUCGUCACUUGCGAGAAGUGUGGUUCGCAGCGUUCCGUCAGCGCCAUUAAGAGCGGUUUCCAGGCGCAGACCGGCAAGCGCUCCAAGGCCAGGGCUGCUGCAGGUGCUUGA